Messenger RNA from Octodon degus (degu), 1675 nucleotides. RefSeq names its product chromosome unknown C15orf40 homolog (gene CUNH15orf40). NCBI's taxonomy places the organism in Eukaryota, Metazoa, Chordata, Mammalia, Rodentia, Octodontidae. Bases 989 to 1675 code for a protein of 228 amino acids. The record is from RefSeq and is a predicted model, not a curated record. The transcript has 4 exons. Gene Ontology annotation, cellular component: cytoplasm.
UCCCCACAACUCAAGCCAGCCAAACCUGCCCUGAAGGCAUUCGGAGCAAAAAAAUUUACCUGAGUACCUCAGCUUCUUUCUACUCAUGUUCAGAUCCCCCAACUCAGGAACCUUAGGUGUAACUUCCUCUCCUGGCUCGUUCGUAUCAACUUUCAGAAACUGUUAACAUUCAUUCAGUUUAAGAAUACUGGGUCCUCUGCCCCUCCAAACAGUUACUCCUUCGAGGUUAAGUCACUGAAACGUUCUUCAUACUUUCAUUUUCUCCUCUCCACUGAAACCCACUUUCCUGUGGCCAUCUCCUUACCCUCUCUGUGACACUUGUCACUCCUGAAGGGCCCUCCCUUAGCUGUCACACUACCUAUCUCUGGCCAGCAUCCUUCGGUAACUUUUAUUCCUGUCCUUAGGGUGCACUCUUGGCCCCAUGUGCUCCAAAUAUUCUGCCAUGACUUUGAUUUCCAGCUCCUAGAGGACUCCAGAAUCUAUUACAAACCCAGAUCUCUCAACCUUGGAUUAUAUAGUUAUCUCCUGAAUAGAUCUACUCCAAUGUCCUAAUUAUCUACAUCAAAAACAGUCCACUUCAGAUCUCCACAUUGCUCCUUCAGCCCCAAGCUUGGGAGUCUGCCUUCACUCUUCAUUUUCCUUCCCACAUCCAUUUAUCCCCCAGUGGACAGCUUCAGUUACUGAAUGUCCUUACAAUGAUCAGCUCUCAGUCCCUGCGUAGCUGCGCUAGUACAGGCCUCCACUUUCCUUCUUUGGUGGCAGAUUUUCCUACCUUGGGUGUCGCUGUUGACCACACUGCAGCUGGUGCUUUCUAAAACAGCACAUUGAUCUGUGCGGAUCCCUAGCUUCAGGUCCUCUCUGACUCCAUGAUCUCACCUCUGUUCACUCCCCCAGUUUCACAGGCUGCUAUGUCACGUGUCACAGUAUAUUGCCUCUUCCACGUUGUGGGACCCUCGGCGUCAGGCACAAAGUAGUGGCCCGAUGAUGAAUGGAGGCGCUGAGGCCAGGCUGCGGCUGGGCACCUGUGGUCUCUGUUGGUCUUGCUAGGCCAUUUAGAAGUGACGGAACGUUGAGCCCGGCGCCCUGUGCCUCUUCACAAUUCAGACUGCAAGUCGGGAAACCGGACUUACGCCUGCCAGGUGCGACAGGGCGAUCUCGGGCAAGAACGCAUGCGCGGGAUGUCGGCGCGCCGCCGGACCUCCACGUGCGCAGGCGCAGAGGCCGCUUCCGGGCCGCUGGGGCAGGGAUGCUGAGUCUCGAGAGUGGGCUGAGGCUUUUCGCAGCUUUGCGGCUCCCUUCUGGGUCAGAGAUGCCUAAGAAAGCUGGCGCGGCAAGCAAGGCCAAGAGCGAAUCCCGUGGCGUCCAGAAGGUGGGCCGCAGGAGUAAAGACGAGAGCAAGGAACCAGAGAAGCCACUCCGUCCGUUAGGUCCUGUGACAGUUGAUGCUAAAGGUUGUGUCACAAUAGCCAUCCACGCCAAGCCUGGCUCCAAACAAAGCGCCGUGACAGAUCUGACCACGGAAGCUAUAAAUGUAGCGAUUGCAGCCCCUCCAUCAGAGGGAGAGGCCAACGCUGAGCUCUGUCGGUAUCUUUCCAAGGUCUUAGAACUCAGGAAGAGCGAUGUGGUGUUAGAUAAGUCCUUAAAUGCCACCAUUACCGGCAUUUUGUCCUUCUAA